Cucurbita maxima (winter squash) is the source of this 1278-nucleotide messenger RNA. RefSeq lists its product as uncharacterized. The transcript has 2 exons. NCBI's taxonomy places the organism in Eukaryota, Viridiplantae, Streptophyta, Magnoliopsida, Cucurbitales, Cucurbitaceae. The coding region runs from base 235 to 1056 and encodes 273 amino acids. The record is from RefSeq and is a predicted model, not a curated record.
UAAUAAAAAAUUCACACCGACGUGGAAGUUUGACCGAAUCAAAUAAGGACACGACAUGUCCAGCUGUCACCGACCGGAGAAACGAAUUCCUGGUUUGCUGGAGAGUCGCAACGCAUUGUUCGCCGCCAUUGUCUCUGCACCAUUCAAAUCUUCAAUAUUACACCAUUGCCAUUCCCCUCCAAACCCAUCAUCAACCCACGCAACCACCGCUUCCGCCAAAAACCACCGCCCACCAUGGUCCGCUGUCUGUUCACAUGCUUAGGCAAGGGCAGCGACAACGGCGGCGCCCCAAUCCCCAACGACAAAGCCAGCAGCGCCACGGCGGAUGUAACGGCGGAGGAGAAUCGCCGGGGUGGAGCCGUACUAGUGGAGCUAUUCUCGUCGCAGGGAUGCGCGACAUCGCCGGAGGCAGAGGUGCUGUUGUCAAGGCUGGGGAGAGGAGAUUUUGAAUUGGAGGUGCCGGUGGUGGUUCUGGCUUACCAUGUGGACUACUGGGACUACAAUGGGUGGAAGGACCCCUUCGGUCAUAGCCACUGGACGGUCCGCCAAAAGGCCUACAUUGAGGAGUUAGGGCUCGAUACAAUGUUUACUCCUCAGGUCGUGGUUCAGGGCCGGGCUCAGGCGGUUGCUAACGAUCAGGAUAGCUUGGUGGGUAUGAUUAAAUCCGCUCCCAAGUUUCCUGCUCCCACUUUCCAGGCGACGUUCCUCCGGCCGACGACCGACAGCCUGGAAGUGACACUCACCGGAGCAUUGAGGACGAAAGUAGACAGCGACGGCGCAGAUAUUAUGGUGGCGCUGUACGAGAGCGGCCUGGUCACGGAUUGCUCCGGCGGCGACAACAAAGGGCGAGUUCUGGCCAAUGAUUUUGUGGUGAGAAAGCUUGAAAAGCUGUGCUCCGUUAAAAGCGCCUCCGCUAAAAAAACCGUCUCCGGCACCGUCGCUUUUUGUCUGUGGGAGAGCUUUAACGGCACGAAAUGCGGCGUCGCCGUCUUCGUUCAGAAUAAUUCGCAUCAUAUUUUCGGUUGUCAGAGUUUUCAAUUGCCGGAAGAUAUAUGAAAUUUGAGCGGAAUUUGAGUGGUUAUCGACUUCCUUGGGGCUCAUCAAUGGCGGCCGAUCGUUUGUGGCGGCCGUUUUAUGUCUAGUAUAUGCAAGUCCGUUAACUACUUGGUAGAGUUAUUGUUUAAAUUUUUUUCCUCGUUUGUUUAAAUAGUUGUUUUGUGACUUUUUAUAACUAUUAUUUUCUUUAAAAUGGUCUAUUUUAAACUGAGAUUUAAUUUG